Messenger RNA from Coccomyxa subellipsoidea C-169, 186 nucleotides. RefSeq lists its product as hypothetical. The coding region runs from base 1 to 186 and encodes 61 amino acids. The transcript is spliced from 2 exons. The record is from RefSeq and is a predicted model, not a curated record. Lineage: Eukaryota; Viridiplantae; Chlorophyta; Trebouxiophyceae; Coccomyxaceae.
AUGAGAAAAGAGGCGAGGCGUUUUCUGGGCGCGCUUGCAAAGCGGUGCCAGCUGGCGGGCAGCAACCUGGUGACCACGGCGCAGCUGUACUCGCUGGCUGAUGACCUGGACCUGGCCGUCCCCGACACUGGAGCCUUCAUCGGCGAGCUCAAUGAGGCCGGUGCGGGCUGCACACAAACCACCUGA